Molecule: messenger RNA, 2751 nt
Organism: Ochlerotatus camptorhynchus
Lineage: Eukaryota; Metazoa; Arthropoda; Insecta; Diptera; Culicidae
Gene: Pect
Product: phosphoethanolamine cytidylyltransferase
Exons: 7
Coding region: 423-1511 (362 amino acids)
Biological process (GO): phosphatidylethanolamine biosynthetic process
Cellular component (GO): cytoplasm
Molecular function (GO): ethanolamine-phosphate cytidylyltransferase activity
Source: RefSeq, a predicted model, not a curated record
CAUCAAGAUCGUCAGAAAGCUUCAAAUAGAUCCAUCCAGAGAGCACACAAGAAGCCUCCGGUCCCACGGUUUAGCAUUAUCAAUCGGUGCAACGGAAAACAAGUGUGUACCUAGUAUUUUUUUUUCGCUACUACGUUCUUAUCACUAACUUUUUUUUUUCUUGACUGCCGUCGCGCGAGGAACAGAAAGCAGUUUUAUAAAAGCGGUCAGCUGGCACCGAACGGAUCUCAUUUACUUGACUGUCCCCGUCUGGAAGUGGUGUGGUGAAGUGAUUUAAAAGUGAAGAGCUCUACACAAUACGUGAAGCAAGGAAGCAAUAGUAGAAGUUUCUACUCCGGUCUACACAAAGGGGUGCUUGUUAGAUUUUCUGGAAGUUGUUGGAAGCUGUGAAACUAGUUUGGGGAAUUGAUACAUCCGCCAGAAUGGAACACGUCAAUGGAAGCACAGAGAAAGAAGUCCGAGUCUGGGGCGAUGGAUGCUACGACAUGGUGCACUUUGGACAUGCAAAUUCGCUUCGCCAGGCAAAAGCUCUCGGACACAAACUAAUCGUUGGAAUCCAUAACGAUGCAGAUAUCACCAAAAACAAAGGUCCACCGGUAUUUACCCAAGAGGAAAGAUACAAGAUGGUCCGAGGAAUCAAAUGGGUGGACGAAGUUGUGGAAGAUGCUCCCUACGUGACAACGCUGGAAACCCUAGACAAACACAACUGUGAUUUUUGUGUGCACGGAGAUGAUAUUACGCUCACAGCCGAAGGCGUUGAUACAUACCACUUAGUGAAAAAGGCUAACCGCUACAAGGAAGUUUCGCGAACCGCCGGUGUCUCGACUACGGACCUCGUCGGCCGGAUGCUGCUGAUGACGCGGAACCAUUUCAAACAAGGCUCGUCCAAGCUCGGACAGGACCACUCGGCGCGUAGUCCUUGGACCGGGUGCUCCCAGUUCCUACCGACAACCCAGAAGAUCAUCCAGUUCAGCGAUGGCAAACCGCCAAAACCGACGGACAAGAUUGUCUACGUUGCCGGUGCAUUCGAUCUGUUCCACGUUGGGCAUUUGGACUUUUUGGAAAAGGCUAAGACCUACGGCGACUAUCUGAUUGUCGGAUUACAUACGGAUCCGGUGGUCAAUGAGUACAAAGGUGGCAACUACCCGAUCAUGAAUCUGCACGAGCGGGUACUGAGCGUGCUGGCGUGCAAAUACGUCAACGAGGUUGUCAUCGGAGCACCGUACUCGGUGACGAAGGAUCUGAUGGAACAUUUCAGCGUAGAUGUGGUAUGUCAUGGACAGACGCCGAUCGCAACCGAUGUUGGAAACAUCGAUCCGUAUGCCGUGCCGAAACAGAUGGGCAAGUUUAUGCUGAUUGAUUCGGGCAACACUAUUACUACGGAAGACAUUGUCGAACGAAUCAUUCGUCAUCGGCUUGAAUAUGAGGCUAGGAAUACCAAAAAGGAGAAGAAAGAAAUCGAAGUGUACGAAGCCAUGCAGCGGGUAAAACUGGCGGAGAAAAGCGGUUGACCGGAUUAGUUUUGCAACCACGUUGCAGCAACAACAGCAGCAGCAGCUUCCAUAGGCAAAUUAAUGGUGUUUUCAAAAUUUUCCGUUGCAUCCGGCAAAUCACUAAUUUUAUAGUUGAGUCCAGCGUAGAACAAAUCAAAAUCAAACACAACAGAGCCCCGUUUCCUCGUUGGCUUCGCUUUGCAGAGCUAGUCGAUAUUUCGAUUCUGGUUCUUACAUUUGGUACCUUUUUUGCUAUUAAGAAAAUGUUAUCAAAAGACGCAAACAAUGUCAGUCGAAGUGCAGGUGAUGUACCGGGAAACAAAGCAAGCAUCACAAGCUAGAAGCAGGGCUAAACGUAUUUUAGUAAUUGUAAUAUUUAGUUCAAUUGUAUGUUAUUUGUUAGAUUUAUUUGCAGUUGUGGUUCCAUGUUUAUAAUUUUUAAAAGAUGAUUAUUUUUGCAACAUGUUUAUACCUAAAAUGAUUUUUUAAAACAAGUCUUUUCUUAGACACAAUUGUGUUGUACAUUUUUUUUCCAUUACCUUAGUGUAUGCAACAGUACAAGAUUUAUUUUUUAUGAUCAAUAUAAGAAUCUCAAACCAGCAGACGUUUAUCACAAGAUGUGUAAAAUCAGCGUACUUUAAUAAUAAAAUGCAGCUGGUUUGCUAGAAAAAGAAAGGCCAGGAGUUGUAAAUUUACGUAGUAGAUUAACUUGUUUUCGUUUUCGGCGGAAGUGAGUGCGGGUACUUUGAUUUUUAAAAGAUAGCGCUUAGCCUUCAAAAGACGAGAAACUGAUGAAUGUACAAGUUGUGCGCCCAGUUAAUAGUUAAGUUAGAUUGUGUCUGAUGUUCAGAAUCCGAGGGAAUCAGUUAGCUUUUUGUAUGCAAGUAGCGUAACAGCAGCAAAGUAGUUUUCGCCCCUCACAGUUAACGUGUACCGAACGAAGGUGUAAAACUAAUCCCCGCGAAAAGAAUGUGUGAUAAGGGAUUUCCCGAGGGAAAAUUUUUGAACCCAAAACCGUGAAUAGUAGGGACUGAAAGAAUGGGCAUCGUCGUCCUAAAAUUAAACUUAAAUCAAAUAUGAGGAGCAUUCUUUCUUCUUCUCUUUAAAAUGUAUCGUUCAAGUUGUCUAGCCGAGCAUUAGAUGAAACUGACGUCUUAUCUUUAAUCACCUAUACUACUUAACUUUUGUGUUGAUAAUCGACAAUUUAUAACGUUCCCUUAACAGAACCUUUAAUAAAUCACCUUGAUGCUUCAAUGAA